UCCGAUCCGUAGCAGCGGUGUGGUUAAGAAAGACAAUUCUCGCGUUUUUUAGGCUAAAUAACCUUUAAUAAUGCCGUAUGCCAACCAGCCGACGGUUAAAAUAACAGAACUGACGGACGAAAAUGUCAAGUUUGUUAUAGAAAACACGGAUUUGGCGGUUGCAAACUCUCUCCGCCGUGUCUUCAUGUCAGAGGUUCCCACAAUAGCCAUCGACUGGAUCCAAAUCGAUGCCAAUUCGUCCGUGCUGCACGAUGAGUUCAUCGCACACAGAGUCGGCCUCAUUCCCCUCACCAGCGACGACAUAGUGGAUAAAAUGCAGUAUUCAAGGGACUGCACCUGUGAUGACUUCUGUCCAGAGUGCUCUGUGGAGCUGACUCUGGACGUUCGAUGCACAGAGGACCAAACGCGCCACGUCACCUCCCGUGAUCUGCUCUCCAACAACCCCAGAGUCAUCCCUGUCACCUCCAGAAGCAGAGACAACGAUCCAAACGACUACGUCGAGCAGGAUGACAUCUUGCUUGUGAAGCUACGUAAAGGUCAGGAGCUGCGGCUCAGAGCGUACGCCAAGAAGGGCUUUGGUAAGGAGCACGCCAAGUGGAACCCGACUGCUGGGGUGUCCUUCGAGUAUGACCCAGACAACGCGCUGCGGCACACAGUAUAUCCACGCCCCGAGGAGUGGCCAAAGAGCGAGUACUCUGAGAUUGAGGAGGAUGAAGUUCAGGCCCCUUAUGACCCAAACGGCAAGCCAGAAAGGUGAGAAAAGCCUCUGCUUAA
This is a messenger RNA of Cyprinodon variegatus (sheepshead minnow), 774 nucleotides long. It is a transcript of the gene polr2c, whose product is annotated as DNA-directed RNA polymerase II subunit RPB3-like. The record is from RefSeq and is a predicted model, not a curated record. The coding region runs from base 71 to 757 and encodes 228 amino acids. Gene Ontology annotation, cellular component: RNA polymerase II, core complex. The transcript has 8 exons. Lineage: Eukaryota; Metazoa; Chordata; Actinopteri; Cyprinodontiformes; Cyprinodontidae. Gene Ontology annotation, molecular function: protein dimerization activity; DNA-directed RNA polymerase activity. Gene Ontology annotation, biological process: DNA-templated transcription.